Molecule: messenger RNA, 2350 nt
Organism: Abrus precatorius (Indian licorice)
Lineage: Eukaryota; Viridiplantae; Streptophyta; Magnoliopsida; Fabales; Fabaceae
Product: pentatricopeptide repeat-containing protein At5g18390, mitochondrial
Exons: 3
Coding region: 209-1561 (450 amino acids)
Biological process (GO): RNA splicing
Molecular function (GO): protein binding
Source: RefSeq, a predicted model, not a curated record
AUUCCAAAGCGAGAUCCAUUUCUUGAGUGAAUACGUGAAUUUUCAUUAAUGCAAGUAAAGUUUCAUAGUAUGAAUCAGCUGAUGAGGAAUUGAAGUGGAUGAACAUUCUCAGGUCAUGAAACACCUAUCUGUCAAGCUAUCUCCCCAUUUCACAAACCGACUCUUCUCCUCUUUCUUUAACAAUCAAUAGAAAGGGUUUGCAAAUGCAAUGCUGCAGACUAGUGCUAAUCUCAUCCGCACCCCCUCAAAACGGCUUCUCCUGCACCUCUAUUCAACUCCCAAAACCCUAACGAGCGUCGCCACCGCCAGAGAUGACUACUUCGCGGCCAUCCACCACGUGUCGAACAUCGUGCGGCGCGACUUCUACAUGGAACGCACCCUCAACAAGCUCCGCAUCACGGUGACGCCGGAGCUAGUCUUCCGCGUCCUCCGCGCCUGCUCAAACUCCCCCACUGAGUCCCUUCGCUUCUUCAACUGGGCCCGCACCCACCCUCCCUACGUCCCCACCUCCCUCGAGUUCGAAGAAAUCGUUAAGAUCCUCGCCCGCGCCAACAACUACCAAACCAUGUGGUCCCUCAUCCGCCACAUGACCGUCCACCACCGCCUCUCCCUCUCUCCCUCCGCCGUCUCCUCCGUCAUCGACGCCUACGGCCUCCACCGCCACGUUGACCAAGCCGUUCAGGUCUUUAACAAGGCUUCCCUCUUCAACUGCCCCCAGAACCUCCAGCUCUACAACGCCCUCCUCUCUGCCCUCUGCCACUCCAAACUCUUCCACGGCGCGUACGCCCUCAUUCGAAGAAUGGUUCGCAAGGGCGUAACCCCCGACAAGACCACCUACGCUGUCCUCGUCAAUGCGUGGUGCUCCACCGGAAAAAUGCGAGAAGCCAAAUUGUUCUUGAAGGAGAUGAGUGACAAAGGGUUUAACCCUCCCGUUCGAGGUCGCGAUCUUCUCGUUGAAGGUUUGCUGAAUGCUGGCUAUGUUGAAUCGGCCAAAGGAAUGGUGAGGAAGAUGAUCAAGGAAGGAUUCGUGCCGGACGUCGGAACAUUCAAUGCAUUGGUGGAAACGGUUUGCAAGUCUGGGGAGGAGGUUCAGUUUUGUGUUGAUCUUUAUCAUGAGGUUUGUGCAUUGGGAAUGGUUCCUGAUGUUAACACUUACAAGAUCCUCAUACCCACAGUUUCCAAGGGUGGGUUGAUGGAUGAAGCGUUUAGGUUGUUGAAUAAUUUCGUUGAGGAUGGUCAUCGUCCUUUCCCCAGCUUGUAUGCUCCUGUUAUUAAGGCUCUGUGUAGGAGGGGCCAAUUUGAUGAUGCUUUUUGCUUCUUUGGUGAUAUGAAAGCCAAGGGUCACCCCCCUAACCGUCCUCUCUAUACCAUGUUGAUUACCAUGUGUGGCCGCGCCGGCAAGUUUGUUGAGGCUGCUAACUACCUUUUUGAAAUGACUGAAACGGGGUUGGUUCCCAUAACUAGAUGCUUUGACAUGGUUACUGAUGGAUUGAAGAAUUGUGGCAAACAUGAUUUGGCUAAGAGAGUACAACAACUGGAAGUUAAUAUCCGUGGUGUUUGAUGCCUUAUAUCUCUGUCUCUCUUCCAUUGCCCGUAGCCUGCGAGCCACAUGCUCCAAAGUUCUUGACAGGAGUCUGAGAAUGGAAUAUAGGUCUUCAGUCCUUCUUUAGCUGGGAGCAUUGAUCUCGGCGUUUGGUCAUCGCAAUUCGUUUUGCCUGAGUUUAAUUCCUCAAGUUUCUCUUUGGGUGGCUCUAUGGAGCUCAUGGCUGUUCCGGAAAGAAAGGUUUCUCCCCAAAAAAGAGGAAUAAGGAAUGGACCAAAAGCUUUGAAACCUGUUCCUGUGAUUGUUCUAUGCAAGAGCUGUGGUCGUGUCAGGCUUCCACACUUCUUCUGUUGCGGUGGGAAACCUGAUAAGGGUAAUACUGGUGAACAGAAUGGUAGUACAAGCUAAGCAAGCUGUUUGGGAUGAGGCACCGGACGUUGUUUCAUGGGAAUAGCUACCCAUGUGUCUUUCCGUUUGGUAGUAAUCCUUUAUUUCCUUGUUUCUUAAGCAAUGCCAUUGUUGGAUCCGAAGUGGAAAAUUUACGAAUUUUGGUGGUAUUUUAAUUUCAUUUAAGAGUAACAGUUUUAGGGCUUCACUAUUGAUCUAAAUGCUAAUUUGUUUUUCAUGUAUAAAACCAUUGUUCUCUAGAAGCUAAAUAGAGGUUACGCGUAUCUAAACUAGCUAAAUAGCGGUGUAACUCAGAUUUACAGUACCAUAUCAUACUCAAUAAUGGUAAAGGUAAAAGGGAGUAAAUGUAAAUUCACUGGACCGGCGGGCAAGCUUGCAAAUUUUAGGCCGAAGGGCCUG